AGGGACCAAGGCCGAGAGCCGCCUAAUUACGCCAGUCACACUCGGAGAAGCGCUAACGGGACAGCGGUUCAGGCCAAUCGCAGUCGGGCCUGCGGAGGCAGCGAGACUAGGGUGGAGACUUCGGAGACUGCAGUUGCAGGUUGUCUUCUCCAGAAAUGGUCUUCCCCCAGUCAGUUCACCUUGAUUCUGGACUGGUCAGCAGGCAGCAUCCUUGGUCAGGUGGGGCUUGCUGACAGGGUCUCUGUUUGGGCAAGGCUGCUGCCUGAGCUCUGAGGUCAGGCUGGGUGCCUCUGGCUGGUGGGUUCCUGCCUACACGAAGCUGUGGGAUGCACUCUGCAGGAAUUCUCUGGCUAAACUUCCAACUCAAUUCUAAGAACAAAAGGAAUUGGCUAUGGAUAAUUCAUAUCAUUUCAAUCAACGACACUCACGUAACGGACUUCCACCUGAGAAGAAAAACAACUUCCUUGUAUCUGAAGAUCAUGGACAGAAAAUCUUAAGUGUACUGCAGAAUUUUAGAGAACAAAAUGUCUUUUAUGAUUUCGAAAUAAUCAUGAAAGAUGAAAUAAUCCCAUGUCAUCGCUGUGUCUUAGCAGCGUGCAGUGACUUUUUCAGGGCUAUGUUUGAAGUAAACAUGAGAGAGAGAGACGGUGGGAGUGUCACCAUCACAAAUCUGUCCUCCAAAGCUGUGAAGGCAUUCCUUGACUACGCCUAUACUGGGAAAACACAGAUAACAGAUGAGAAUGUGGAAAUGUUCUUCCAGUUGUCCUCAUUUCUUCAAGUCUCCUUCCUGGCCAAAGCUUGCAGUGACUUUUUAAUAAAAAGCAUUAACCUUGUCAACUGUCUACAGUUACUAUCUAUAUCAGACAGCUAUGGCUCCCCUCGCUUGUUCGAUCACGCCCUCUACUUUGUACAGAACCACUUUUCCUUGCUAUUUAAAUCCAGUGAUUUCUUAGAGAUGAAUUUUGGAGUCCUGCAAAAAUGUCUGGAAUCAGAUGACUUAAAUGUCCCCGAGGAAGAAACCGUCCUGAAGGUUGUCCUUAGUUGGACCAAACAUAACCUAGAAUCAAGGCAAAAGCAUCUGCCUUAUUUGAUUAAAAAAGUCCGAUUACAUCAGUUAUCUGAGGAGACGCUUCGAGACUGUCUGCUCAACGAGGAGUGUUUACUCAAAAGCACGAACUGUUUUGACAUGGUCAUGGAUGCCAUGAAGUGUGUGCAAGGUUCUGGCGGACUCUUCCCUGACGCUCGGCCAUCCACCACCGAGAAAUACAUCUUUGUGCACAAAACCGAGGAAAACGGAGGCAACCAAUACACAUUUUGCUACAACAUCAACAGUGACUCGUGGAAAGUACUGCCACAGUCACACCUGAUCGAUCUGCCAGGGUCUAGUCUGUCUAGUUACGGAGAGAAGAUAUUCCUCACCGGGGGCUGCAAGGGGCCGUGCUGCAGAACCGUGCGGCUUCACAUCGCAGAGUCCUACCACGACGCGACCGACCAAACCUGGUGCUACUGUCCGGUUAAAAACGAUUUCUUCCUGGUAUCAACUAUGAAGACCCCGAGAACCAUGCAUACGUCAGUUCUGGCUCUCGACAGGUUAUUUGUCAUAGGUGGAAAGACCAGAGGGUCUCAGGACAUUAAAAGUCUCUUAGACGUUGAGUCUUACAACCCUCUUUCCAGAGAAUGGAUGUCUGUUAGCCCCUUACCCAGGGGCAUAUUUUACCCCGAAGCCAGCGCAUGCCAGAAUGUCAUCUAUGUCCUUGGGUCGGAGGUAGAGAUUACAGAUGCCUUUAACCCGUCCCUCGACUGCUUUUUUAAAUACAACGCGACCACUGACCAGUGGUCUGAACUAGUAGCAGAGUUCGGGCAGUUUUUUCAUGCAACGCUGAUCAAAGCUGUCCCAGUAAACUGCACACUGUACAUAUGUGACCUUUCCACCUACAAGGUGUAUAGUUUUUGUCCAGAUACUUGCGUCUGGAAGGGGGAAGGCUCUUUUGAGUGUGCGGGCUUCAACGCAGGCGCGGUUGGGAUUGAAGAUAAAAUUUACAUCUUGGGUGGCGAUUACGCCCCGGAUGAAAUCACAGAUGAAGUCCAAGUCUACCACAGCAGCAGGUCGGAGUGGGAGGAAGUCGCUCCGAUGCCAAGAGCCUUAACGGAAUUUUACUGUCAGGUGAUUCAGUUCAAUAAAUACAGAGACCCAUGGUUUUCUAACCAUUUCUGAAAGGAGCAUGUGCUUAGACAUUCUAAAACUAUUCCAGUUGUAGAAACCUACCGUAAAUCUGCUAACCGUAAUAGUUGGUAACAAGGCCUUUACCUCUUAGUAAAAUAAAAUGUACCGUCUGUUAGAGAAUCACUAUGAAUGGAAGCAUAUAUGACUUAGCAGUUGCCAGAAACUUCAAAGACAAAAUACAUUCACCAAACAUUAUACUGAAUAUCACUGAAUCUUGGAGAAUCCAGAACACUUAGUAUUCUCAUCUGUAAAUAAAACUCGUAGGCGUUGCUGUCUUGA
Molecule: messenger RNA, 2503 nt
Organism: Lontra canadensis (Northern American river otter)
Lineage: Eukaryota; Metazoa; Chordata; Mammalia; Carnivora; Mustelidae
Gene: KBTBD3
Product: kelch repeat and BTB domain containing 3
Exons: 4
Coding region: 392-2215 (607 amino acids)
Molecular function (GO): protein binding
Source: RefSeq, a predicted model, not a curated record